AUGUUCUAAACAUAUUCAUUCUCAACAAGGCAGUGGGCAGAAAGGAUCGUUCAGUAUGGGUUCUCUACAAGUGAUCUUUGCUUCAGCUCUCUUCUAUGCUUUACUACUCCCUGGUGAAUGUAUCACAGGAGGCACAGAAUCUACACCACAUUCCCGUCCCUACAUGGUCUCACUGCAGCUGGAAGGCAAACACCAUUGUGGUGGAUUUCUGAUCUCCAGUCAGUGGGUUAUGAGUGCUGCACAUUGCUUCCAGGAUGGCAAUAAUUAUAAGGUGGUGUUGGGUGCUCAUUCGCUCUCUCAGGCAGAGGACACAAAACAAACGUUUGAUAUGGCUACAGUCUAUAAUCAUCCUGAUUUCAACGUUGAGAACUACAAUAAUGAUAUUGCCUUGGUCAAGCUAAAUCAGCCAGUCACAGAGACUGAUGCAGUGAAGCCUCUGGAGUUCCAGAGAGCAGGAGGGAGUGAUCCUGAUACAGAGGCUCUUGUGGAAACUGCUGGGUGGGGCUCACUAGACAACCUGGGCAACCGGCCAGACACACUGCAUGAGGUGACUGUUGCUGUUAUAAAGAGAUUGAUCUGUGGUCGCAGUAACUCCUAUGGGGAAUCCUUUACAACAAAUAUGCUCUGUGCUGGCAAGAUACGCAAGGACACCUGCGAUGUGAGACUGAGACAGCCUGUCAGUAAUCACUAGGGUCACGUCACAUCCAUAGACUGUAUAAAAUCAAGUUCAAUGAUUUCUCAGCAGCAUUAUUUGAACACGAUCAGUUGAUGGCAGAAUGGAAGGAGGCAGUUCUUCUGGGGAAUGCAUGCACUCAUGGCUUUACCUAGAACCCAUCUUUCAGUUUUCUGAAAGGAUUAAAUAUUAGUUUUGUUUUAAAUGUUUGCUUUGUUUGCCGAAAACAAACCACAUUACGGCCUACAAAAACUUGCCAUCCAACCUGCUGGAGUAUAUGGAGGUAUAUAAAGAUUUUAUUCCAAGAGAAAGCUUGCAACGAAGUUGUGUGUGCUUUUAGAGCUAGUGAUAACAUUGCAAUAGCUAUGUAGUCUGAUUAGUCAAACGACUUUCUAUGGAUUUGCCCACCAAGUUGCCAUUGCCUUGUCCACGGCUAACGUUUACACAUAGCUAGUUAACUUGGACACUGUUAGUUAGCAUGUAAAAAUGGAGUUACACUAACAUCAAUAACGUUAACUUAUCUGAAGUCCUUUCAGAAAUAUGUUUUAGCAUAAUCUUGCCAAAUAAACAAUGUAGAAAUCUUUCUUUUUGAGGAGCGUUAGCUACCCAAUAUGAUUUCAAGUUUGAAAAGAGUUUGCUAGCAUGUCAGGUGGAGCUUCACUGUAGCUUAACGUUAAACCACUAUGAUGGCACAGCAUGGGUUCAUUUUGUGAAUUCACAGUUCUGUCUUAGGUAGCGACAUUAGGUAUUGUAAGCGUUGUGGCAAUAAUACAACGAUGUGUUGACAAAACUGUACUUUUAAUACUUAAGUAUUUUUAAAAGCAAAUACUUCAGUACUUUAACUUAAGUAAAAAUUUGACUGUACAACUUUCACUUGCAUUGGAGUAACAUUUGACCAGUGGGAUCUGUACUUUGACUUAAGUAAUGAAGUUGGGUACUUUGUCCACCUCUGCAUGUGACAUUGUUUGAGUAUGUGCUAUUUUUCCUGAAUUUCUUUGUACAUCCUUAACUGGUAAGUGUGUGUGUGUGUGUGUGUGUGUGUGUGUGUGUGUGUGUGUGUGGCUGCACGAGAUUAAAACUGAGAUCUAAAACCAAGAUUUUAGAGUACGCAGCCACACACACACACACACUUUGCCAUAAAUACUAUCUGUGGAUCAUGUAAAAAGAUUUUGCAGCAUGAGGUCUCAUGUCUGAUACACUUUCCUAUGUGCCCACUACCAAAUAAUCUUUUUUUAAUUAUCGAAAUUAGAUGAAACAUAAAACUUGUCACCUUACUCACACCAGAGUCAGAUAUUUACUACUAUAGUCACCUAAAUAUAAUAUAUAUAGAUUUAUAUUUAAAUAAAAUAUAAUAUUCACUACUAUAGUCAUCUAAAAUAAUAUAUAGAUUUAGGCACUGCCUAAAAGCGGAGCUCCCAUCUGUUUCUGGGUUGUAAAAUUUUCUGCCAGCCUCUUUUGUUUUAUUUCUGUAUCGGCUAACGCUGGCCAGUGGCCACUAGGCGGUGUGUAUGACUCGUAAUUACUAACACUGGCCACUAGGCGGUGUGUAUGACUGGCAAUUACUAACACUGGCCACUAGGCGGUGUGUACGACUGGUAAUUACUAACAUUGGCCACUAGGCGGUGUGUAUGACUCGUAAUUACUAACUCUGGCCACUAGGCGGUGUGUAUGACUGUAAUUACUAACUCUGGCCACUAGGCGGUGUGUGUGUAUGGCUGUAAUUACUAACUCUGGCCACUAGGCGGUAUGUAUGACUGUAAUUACUAACACUGGCCACUAGGCGGUGUGUACGACUGGUAAUUACUAACACUGGCCACUAGGCGGUGUGUACGACUGGUAAUUACUAACACUGGCCACUAGGCGGUGUGUGUGUAUGACUGUGGUUACUAACUCUGGCCACUAGGCGGUGUGUAUGACUGUAAUUACUAACUCUGGCCACUAGGCGGUGUGUACGACUGGUAAUUACUAACACUGGCCACUAGGCGGUGUGUGUGUAUGACUGUAAUUACUAACUCUGGCCACUAGGCGGUGUGUAUGACUGUAAUUACUAACUUUGGCCACUAGACGGUGUGUAGGACUGGUAAUUACUAACACUGGCCACUAGGCGGUGUGUACGACUGGCAAUUACUAACACUGGCCACUAGGCGGUGUGUAUGACUGUAAUUACUAACUCUGGCCACUAGGCGGUGUGUAUGACUGGCAAUUACUAACACUGGCCACUAGGCGGUGUGUAUGACUGUAAUUACUAACUCUGGCCACUAGGCGGUGUGUAUGACUGGCAAUUACUAACACUGGCCACUAGGCGGUGUGUAUGACUGGCAAUUACUAACACUGGCCACUAGGCGGUGUGUAUGACUGGUAAUUA
Neoarius graeffei (lesser salmon catfish) is the source of this 3038-nucleotide messenger RNA. It is a transcript of the gene cfd, whose product is annotated as complement factor D (adipsin). Lineage: Eukaryota; Metazoa; Chordata; Actinopteri; Siluriformes; Ariidae. The record is from RefSeq and is a predicted model, not a curated record. The transcript is spliced from 5 exons. Gene Ontology annotation, biological process: proteolysis. Gene Ontology annotation, molecular function: serine-type endopeptidase activity. The coding region runs from base 56 to 691 and encodes 211 amino acids.